AUGGGUCUCAUUAUAUCGCGAUUCUGGAUCAAAAAAACUAAAGUCGAAGUACUGGAAACGUUGGAUUGUAAGAUUAAGAAGUUGGAACAGGAUAGUCGUAACAAAGAGCUGACUCACCAGCGACUUGUAGGGCAGAUGAUGGCCAGUUCCAUAGGAUUAUACGUCAUUAUAGCCAUUGUAUAUUAUUACAAGUACGUCGGAAGCAGUGAACAUUGGCUUGACGCGUUGUUAUACGCAUCCCCUCUACUUUUACUGCCUAUGUUAGUUAUAUUUCUUCGAGCCUCCGUAUCCAGAUAUUUUGAUUGGACAAUUACGAAGAACAGAUCAAAAUUAAUAAGACUUAGAGAAGAGAAGAAGAAGAUUCUAGAAUCUGUUGCAAAAGAGAUCCUUGACAAGUACGGAACUCCAGAGGAACAAUCUAAGAGCCUGGUUGCCCAGAAAACGCUGAGCAUUCCCAAUAAGCCAUCAAACUCGACUCCAGCAACACCGGUUCAAUUGCGUCAAAGACAAUUGGUGUUACCAACCCCGAGGUCAUUGAACCCAAGUAAUAUGGAGAUGGAAAAUACUGGAGUACAGAGUCCAUUAUUGCGAUCCGAUCAACUUCCACGCCCUAUACCGCCGAGGAAUCCAACUUUGUUCGACAAAGUUGUAGAUUACCUGUUGAAGGACGGCCCCGAACAUAGGAUGGCACUUAUAUGUUCUAGAUGCUCAUCACAUAACGGUAUGGCACUGAUAGAAGAAUUCGAUUUCUUCUCAUACAAGUGCGCGUACUGCGGUAAUAUGAAUUUAGCGAGGAAGCAGCGGCCGACCGCGCCGCCUCUUAUGCCAAGACCUACAAGCGUGCCAGCCAUUCCUCCUACGAGAACCGUUAUACCAUUCAAAAUGGACACCGAUAAUAAUACAUGCAGUAGUGACGAAUCAUCAGACGCUGAAACCGUAAGAAGCGGCGAAGAUGAGGAUAAUAGACAGGCUAACGAAUGUGCGAUAUCAUCGUCUCUGUUGAGUUCGUCGGAGCGCCCUCACUGUUGCUCCAACGGUAACUUCCGUCCCAUACAGUGUCGUAGAGGCAGCUGUCACUGCGUGGACUCUGACGGCCGGCAGGAAGGAAUGCAGACAGCUGACAUCAACAGUCUGCCUUGUUACACGGGUAACUGGAGAAACUGUUGA
Danaus chrysippus (African queen) is the source of this 1167-nucleotide messenger RNA. The record is from the annotation of a GenBank genome assembly. Lineage: Eukaryota; Metazoa; Arthropoda; Insecta; Lepidoptera; Nymphalidae.